AUGGGGCACGGGACUCUUCCAACUCCCUGCGAGGGUUACCGCUCUCCCUCGAAUUAUUCUUCCUCUCGUCGUGUUUCUGAAGUACAUGCGUCAUGCUCUCUUGUUCCAGAGUCCUCUGCUCACGCUCCCCUGCACCCACCACUCCCUCUGCCUGCGGAAGUCGCCGACGGACUCUCCGUCGAGAGCUCCGCAUGUGAUGAAAGCGCGAGCAGACCUGCGCCUGGGGGCGAAGCCAACGGAGAGGAUUUUCGGGACGUCUACGCCCCCGCGAAGGCAGACGAGCCGGCGGAAUCUCUGCCUGCCGAGGGCGUAGACGCGCCAAACGGCUCGGAUCCUCCCCCCUGCCCGAGCUGUACGUACACUCGCCCUCGUCGUCUCUCGUCCGCUGAACAGCUCUCUGAGCUCCUGCCUGCGGAGACGCCCAAGUCUCCCAGCUACUACAGGGAGAUUCAGCUUCAUCCUCUCUCUCCCCGCGCUUCUCCGUCUGCGUCCGCUUGCGUCUCCUCUGCGGAUGCGCUGCUGUCUGUCUCCUUCGCCUCUGCGCCUUCACGCGUUUCCGUGGACGCCCUGCGAGCGUCGCCCGCUGCGUCCCUCACGCCUCUCGGCCAGCGUCUUGAUCCCGCGGGAGAGAUGCAUGAGCGCUCCACGGCCGCCUUCGGGGCCAGGAACUGCGUCCUGCGGCCGCCGGCGCACCUGUCCCGUGGCGUGUUGAAGGCCGACGAACACGCCGAGCAAACCGACGCGCGCCGUCCCCCACCCGGCGUGGAGCAUCCUGCCGACGAUGAAGGCCACGAGGCAUCUGAGCGCAGGCGCAAUGAACGAGAGGGCCAUGGACGAGGCGCCGCACCCCGCCCGCUGUCCCCGUCGCGCGUCGCCACGCUCGUCUCGCCGGCCGCCGCGACCGCAUGCAGCCCGACGCCCUCAGGCGCGGGGCCUCGCGAGGAAGGCACGGACUCGCAGAUUCAGACGCAGACAGGAUGGAGAGAGCAGGCGCCUCCGCUCUUCCGCGAAGAAUACCUCCACACCGCGCCCGCCCGAUUUGACGACGAAGAAGUAGUGUUGAGGAAGGCCGAACGGGUCAUAAUGCAGCAGCGCAGCCGCCUGGAGCAGCUCUCUUCGCUUUUGCUUCGCAGUGAAAACGAGAAAGUCGCCGCGCACCGCGCUGCCCAGGAGGAAAUUGGCAGGUACGUGGAGGAGAACCGCAAGCUCCGUCUGCACCUGGAUGCGGCGAACGGCGAAGUCGCUGCGAUGGGCACUGUCACGGCCAAGCACGAAAAGAUGCUUGACCAGCUCACCACGACGCUGGCCGCUGCGGAGAAAGGCAUCAGCGACAGGGACCGGCUCCUCGUCUUGGCGCAGGAGCGCGACAAAACGACGGAAAAUGAGCACCUGAAGGAGGAGAUCCAACAAAUGCGGUGCAAGAUCGAAAAGCUGACGCGCGGCACAGCAGGCAGCCUCGCCGACGCGAGCAGCUCAGGCCCGAGGAGCGCAAACGACGUCGCUGACCAGCUCGCGAAGGUCCAGCGUGAAAUCGACCGCCACCGCGCCAUGGGGCGGCAGCUUGGCAACACGACGCAAGAGCUCCGCGUCUCGCGCAUGUCUUUGAUGCAGUCUCAAUCGCACCUUUUGGAGUCCCAGAAGCUCGUGGAGGAGCAGCGCGUCGAGAUUCAGCGACUUUACAAAGUUAUUGAGGCGCUGAAUCGCGAGAAGUCCCUCGUGCCACCCGUCGUCGUCGCGCCGGCGAACGCGCUGGCAGUACGACGCACUCAGGAGCAACUUGAUUCGCUGUCUACUCAGGUUCAGAUGAUUCUUGCGAGGACUGAGCAAGCAGGAUCAGUUGCAGACAAAUCGAAAAGCCGAGGCUCGAGCGCGGUCAGCCUCCGCAUGUUUGAAGAACAGAAAACGCUGCUGGCCAAGGUGUUGGAGGCUCUCGAACAACUCGCAUCGACGCGCCUCGCGGAGGAGAAGUCGAAACGCUGGGACUUGGAAAAGAACGUUUUCUUCGCAGCCAUGGUAUUGCACGCGCAGACUGAGGAGCCUGAGGACUUUCCUCUGUACAGAGAGAGACUCGUGGCUGUGAAGGCAGCGACGCUCGCGAUUUUCGAAGAUCCUGCGGACGAGGAGCCACUGGUGGUGCUGCGCUCGCACAAGGUGUUGAACGUCCGCCAGGACACCGACGAUUUAGUCUUCGAGAUCGAGUACGAGGUGCAGCAGGGCAUCGUCGAAUACCACUACCUGCGCUGCGAAGAGGACGAAGACAUGGAAAAGUGGCUGUACGCGUUGCUCUACGCGGGCGUCAUGAAGAAGAAUUUGGUCGACGGCGUGGGGGGGCCUGCGCAUGCGGAAGUCGUCGACACCGAGAACACAGUCACCUACAUCGCUCCCUCGGGAAAGGCCCCCGGCGGCAAAGACAUCCCGUUCGCCCAGCAACACGCUGUCCUCGAGUACGACGCGGAGCUCAACAUGAUCACCUGCGAAGUUAAAGACAACCCUGACGCGAGGCUGCGCAUUCCGUGCAGCAACGUGACGUAUUGCGAAGACCCCGAAAAACUGGCUUUUUCCUUCCGAGUGGAGCCGGAGGGGAAGGACGUUUACAUCAUUCAAGCGCGAGAAGACAACUUUGAUCACAUUGCCGAGGUGAUUCAGCAGGGAGACUACUGCAAGGCGCCUAAGGUGCCUGCGUCUCCGUCGAAGAAGGCCGUGACGGAGAAGCGCGCGGGUCCAGGGGCGCCGAAGAAGAAAGCCGCGCCGCCUGCCGCGAAGCCGAAAGGCGCGCCGCCGCCUGAAGAGGAGAACGAGCAAUUCAUCGUGCGCGACGGGUACCUGAUGCUCUUCCAAGCCGGCGAGAAGACGCCUCUUCUGAAGCUGUUCCAUCAGGACUGCAUCACGAUUCCGAAUGACUCCGAACGUGAAUUCGUCAUCCGCCACAUGCCUGGAACGCCCGAUGAGGAGACUUACGUCUUUGGAUUCUUGACCGACGAGAUUUACAAAGGGUGGUAUCAGAAGCUGAAAGACAACGGCUUCCUGGAUCGCAAGGAGGACGGCUCCGUGCAAAUGAACCAAGUCGGAGUCGUUUCGAAGAACGUGCUGGAGCUGUAUCGCUACUACGGGACGCCGGGAGCGAAACCCGUACUCGAGAUGCGCGCCGACCGCUGCAAGGCGACGGCGAGCCGAGAGAGAAGAGAAAUUCUCAUCAUCCACACGACACCGUCAGGGAAGCGCGAGCGUAUCACUCUCGAUUGCGCGACUGUGGCUGAAUUCGAUCGGUGGAAUGUCGCCUUGGAGUUCGGCGGGUUCCUCCAGGGACAGGGCGACGCAAACCCGAAGCGCAACUUCGCGAACCUCAGCAAAUACGUCUUUCCCGUCAAUCUGUUCGAAGACGAUACCGGCGAGCGGCGGAUGGCGCUUGUCAUCAAGAGUCGGGUGAUUCAGCUUUUCCCUUCGCCGGACGCGCAAGAGCCGAUCAUGAGCAUUCCGGCGGACAUCGCUCAGGUGCAGAAUUUCAUCGCGCAACGAAAGCUCCGCAUUUACGUCAAUCGCGACACAGACCGCGAAGAGCGCGUGGAUUUCAUUCUUUCUCUCGCGAAAGACUACGAUCGAUACGCGUCAGAAUUGUCGCGGCAGCAGUUUCCAGUUGCAGCGGAUAAAUCCAGAGGGGGGAGCAGGAAACCGUUUAUCCUCUCGAAAAAGUCGCUUCUGGCUCUAUACAAAAACAAAUACCAAAAAUCGCCCGAGUUUGUGAUUGAGAAAGACAUGUAUGAAGCGGAUAUCUCUUCGCGCGUCAUCAUCUUCAAGCCCUCCUCAAGCGUGCCGGCAGCGAAGGUUGGCAACUACCCGGUGCGCACAGUGAGCGUCCCUUCCGACGAGCAAAUGACCAAGUGGGACUUCUGCCUGCGUUUGGUCGGGUUCCGCGCCUUCUCCGAGAAACCGCCGCCGAAAUUUUUCUUUCCUCAGAUCAUCUACGGCUUUGUCGCUGAAGAAGGUGCUGAGCUGAGGACCGGCGCCAACUUCUUCCGAGGCUUUCUGGGGGCGGGAGCGAGGGGAAACCCGCUCCAGGCUGGGAUGAAACGUUUGCGUUUGCGUCGCGCGUGGAGCCGCGCUCGCCAGCACGACGGAGCUGUUAGUGAAGUGCCUUUAAGCAUGCACGCGGGUCUCGAGGUGCUGAUUUCUGCCGAGGCGCUGCACAAUUUUUUUGUGGCCGUCCUUGUUUUCUCUCUACUGUCGCGUGUGCUGCUGCAGUUCGACGAUGUGUCUUCCGCCAACGCCGUCUGA
Molecule: messenger RNA, 4272 nt
Organism: Besnoitia besnoiti
Lineage: Eukaryota; Apicomplexa; Conoidasida; Eucoccidiorida; Sarcocystidae
Exons: 35
Coding region: 1-4272 (1423 amino acids)
Source: RefSeq, a predicted model, not a curated record